This is a messenger RNA of Adineta steineri, 2265 nucleotides long. Lineage: Eukaryota; Metazoa; Rotifera; Eurotatoria; Adinetida; Adinetidae. The record is from the annotation of a GenBank genome assembly.
AUGUUCUAUUCACUGAUCAUUUUGAUCUAUUAUCAUCAUCACCUGCUGUUACACAUAUCAGCUUCAUCCUUAUUAUUUACACUUCAUGAUGUACGAUAUACGUUAUCUGAUCGUGUAUUAACAAUACCAAAAUUAGGUUCUAUACGUGGAAUUUAUAUUGAUUAUGAAAAUGAAUAUUAUAAAAAAUAUAAUCUUGUUAAUAUUGAAGCAUUUCAUGGUAUACAAUAUGGUUUAUAUCAUGGACGAUUUGAACCAUCAAAAGAACGUUUUGAUUUACAUCCCGAUACAAAUGUAAAUAAACAAAUUGAAUAUGGACCAGCUUGUUCACAAUAUAUAUGGAGAAAUGAAAGUGAAUUAAGUCGAGUUCGAACAAAAGAUUUUGCUGAAAAAUAUUAUCCAAAAUUAUUAAAAUAUAUUUUAAAACAAGAUGAAGAACAAUGUCUAUAUAUGAAUAUUUAUCAACCACAAAUAAAAGAUUUAAAAGAACGUCUUCCUGUACUUCUAUUUGUUCAUGGCGAUGGUUAUGAUAUGAGUACAGGUGCAGCUUUUGAUGGAGCUAUAUUUGCUAGUUAUACAAAAUCAGUUGUUGUUACAAUUAACUAUCGACUUGGUCCAUUUGGAUUUCUUUAUGUUUCACGUGAAAAUAAAGGUGAUUAUGCAUUACAAGAUAUCUAUACAGCUUUACAUUGGCUUAAAAAUUAUGUGACAAAUUUUAACGGUGAUCCAGAUCGGAUUACUUUAUAUGGAACAGGAACAGGCGCUGUAUUGGCUAGUCUUGUUGUUAUGCUUGAAACUGUUAAUGGUGGUACCGGAACAAUAAAACGACGAAAAUCUCUUGUUCAUCGUCUUAUUUUAAAUGAACAAACAUUUCUAUCACCACAUAUGACUUCUACACUACAAGAAAUAUCAUCUUACCAAUCAAAUUUUCUUUCUUAUCUCUCAUGUUCAACAUUACAAUGUCUACGUAAUCAAACAUUGAUUACAACAGAUGAUUUGCUACAAAAAACUACAUAUUCAAAUGAAAAUGGAUAUUUCAAUUAUAUGUGUCCGUUAGAAAAUCCAUUUCCAUUUUAUCAUUCUUCAAUAUUAAACAAUGAUUAUAUAAAUCCAUUACGUUUAAGAUUUUUUCAACAAGCACAUACACUUUUACCAGAAAAUCUUCGUAUACUUUUAACAACAUCAUCAUCAAUAACACGAUCAACAUUAUCAGUACCAUUCGAUAUAAAAAAUCUUAAUAUGAAUAAAACAAUUGAAUAUUUAUUUAAUUAUGCAUAUACAAUUUGGAAUAAAACAACAAAUAAAUUUCAUUUCGAUAAACAACUAUUAAGUUAUCAACAACAAAUCAUUGCACCCUUACUUGAAUAUGCUAAAUAUAUAUCAAAUGAAAGAAAAAUACAUAUCCUUGAGAGACAUUCAAAUAAAUAUCAAUCGGAAUUACCAUUUACAUUCGGAUAUGUUUUAGCACCAUCAAUGAGUGUCUACAAUGAUACAUAUUUAACAGCAGAUGAAAAUGAUCGUAAUGAAAGUAUGUCUAUGAUGGAUUUAUUUGCAAAUUUAAUUCAUAAUGGUGAUAUUAAUAUAAAAUCUCCAUAUUGUAAAAGAUCGAAUUCUGAAAUCCUUGAAGAAUGGCAACCUGUUUUUCCUGAAUUAAAUUUUAUUCUUUUAAAAGAUGAUAAAUUAACUCAACAAUCUGGUCAUUAUGCACAAGUUCACUAUCUUUUUAAUAAUCUUAUAUCUAAUCUUUCUCAUCGACCAUUUCAUAUCGAUCUAUUAAAUACAUGGAGAUCAUUAUAUGAUAUGUCACAUCAACAUAAUAUUUCAACACAACGUUCAUCAUUAAUACGUUCAUCAUUAUUAACAAAACCAAUUUAUAAUGAAAAUAAAAAUCUUAAAUAUAUAUUUAUUAUAACAUUAAGUGUUUUACUUAUAUUAAUAAUAAAUUUUCUUAUCUGUAUUCUUUUGGGCAGACGUGGACAUUAUUAUCGAAAACGCGAAUAUAAUUGUCUUAAUGGUCAUACACAAUUAAAUAUUGAAAAAACCGAACAACAUCAUGGUGGUUCAUCGCCAUCUAGUACGAAUAGUAAUGGGACAUUAGUACAACAAUUGAUUGUUAAUACAAAUUGUACAACAACAACGAAUAGUAGUUUGAGCAGUACACCGCCUGUUGAUAUUUUACAUCCGAUAAAUGUAACAAAGAAGAAUGGUAUAUUACGAAGUUCUCCGAAACAGAAAAAACCUUCAGAAUUACCUGAAGCAAUUGUAUAA